AUGAACGCAACACCCUCGUGUGGCGGCAACCUGGGACGCAACACCGCACAAAAACCUCUCCAAGUCCUUGAAGCAUCCUUCACAUCCGACACCAACAUGGAUCCGGCGCAACCUCUCCCGACGCAGGAAACGGGCUGGUCGAACAGAACUCCGUUCGUCUCCAAGUUCGAAGAAAUACCUUCCCUCGUCUCUUCCUUCGAGAUGGAGACUAAGAAGCAGGAGCACCAGGCCUACACUGGUCUCCAACUUCCGUCUCGCCAUGACACCAUUCAACCCGACGACGAGCCGGUUCCUUACCACAACCACCCUGUUCCAACUACGCCAUUCCAAAGCGAGCCCUGGGCAUCUUGGACACAGAACGAAAUGGACCCGUGGCGCCCGCAGCUUCCCCCGAGGACCCGUUCCAUAUCCCGGACUACAUCUACACGGACUGGCAGUACUCGCAGAAUAUGGGCAACGGCUUGA
Messenger RNA from Penicillium argentinense, 465 nucleotides. RefSeq lists its product as uncharacterized. The transcript has a single exon. The coding region runs from base 1 to 465 and encodes 154 amino acids. The record is from RefSeq and is a predicted model, not a curated record. Lineage: Eukaryota; Fungi; Ascomycota; Eurotiomycetes; Eurotiales; Aspergillaceae.